Messenger RNA from Lepisosteus oculatus (spotted gar), 3266 nucleotides. Its product is annotated as claudin-10-like. The record is from RefSeq and is a predicted model, not a curated record. Gene Ontology annotation, molecular function: structural molecule activity. Gene Ontology annotation, biological process: cell adhesion; bicellular tight junction assembly. Lineage: Eukaryota; Metazoa; Chordata; Actinopteri; Semionotiformes; Lepisosteidae. Gene Ontology annotation, cellular component: bicellular tight junction; plasma membrane.
AUGUCAAUGUUUGUGUCCGUGUGUGCUCUGUGAUGGACUGGUGUCCUGUUCAGUGUGUACCCUGCAUUGUGCCUGUUAUUUGUUAGGAUAGGUUUUGGCUCGCCUGAGAUCCUGAAUUGGAAGAAGCAUUUAGAAAAUGAAUGGAUAUGGUACAGGUCCUAUUUUGUAGAUAUCUAACUCUAAUCCUGUGAUUCUCAUUGCUAGACCUGGCAAACCACAGAGGCUUCUGGUUUUCCUUCAGAUCUAUUUCUCCAUGACAUAAUUUAAACAUUACUGACAUAACUGAGUGAGGACUGCUCCUGUAAUGUGAUAAAAAAAUAUCCAAAAAUAAUGGCCUUGUUAACAUUUAUCUCUGUGGCUUUAAGUGUUGUGUCUUGUGAAGUCUGGUUCCUGAUCAUGUUCAAAAUAUUUCUAAUUGCUUACAUUUUUUCAGGUGAAAAAAUGUUUGACGGAAAGUAUGAAUAUCAUUAAAGAUGUGCUCUUUCCACUACCUCAAAAGAUUUUAAUAACCAAUAUGAUUUUUUAUUUUACUUUUUCUUGCAGUCAAGGUUUAGUUUUCCUCCCAGACAGUGAGAUAAAAAAAUAUCUGCAAACAAAAAUCUUUGAACAAACCCAUUAACUUGCCACAAGAGGGAGCCAGAGGUCUUUAGCAGCAUAUGAGGUACAAAACAAAAUUGUAGGUGACAUCUGCAAAGUGCUGACAUUUCCACUGCACCGUGGUCAAGGUUCAAAAAGUAUUUCUGCAACUCUGUUGGUACAGGACACAAACCUAUCAGGUCACUUUGAAAGGACAUCAUCAUGCAUAUAAUGUAAUGUUAUGCUGUGUUGUUAUUUUACACAUUUACUCAAAUAAUUGAUUUACAUGUGCAAAACCUAAUUUAAGGUGGCAGUUAUUCCCAGUUUAUAUUAUUUGAUUAUCCUUCCAUCUAACACUUCAUCCAAUUCAGGGUUGCAGGAGAACUUGGGCCUCAGCAAGCAAUGGGAGGAAAAUGGAGAGCCCGGAGGAACCCCAUGUGAACACAGGAAAAACAUACAAAAUACGCGCAGAUAGCACCCAGGUCCAAAAUUGCCCCAGCCAUGCUGACUAGUGUACCACCAUGCCAUUACUAUUUUUUUAAACAUAAAAAAUUGCUGAACACUGUCCUGCUCCUCUCAAUAUUUAUCAUACCUGUAUUUUCAGUAUUUGUUUUUGAUUCUUUUGUUUUAUCUAGAACAUUUUGAGCAUUUAAGGUGUUAUCUGUUUACUGUUUACUGUUCAUACUCAUUGACUUCAGGAGGCAAACACACUAUUAAAACAAUGUUUUUUGCCUUAUUAUUUUGAUUGAGCUCAGGCGAACAGACAACACAAACAGCGAAUUACAAAAAACAUUUAAAUACUAAAACAUGUUGUGGUCCUACAGACUUUAUGUUUCAACAAAUGGAACAUUAAUUUAUUUUGCCCUGCUUAUGCAAGUAAAUAAAUUUCAUGUUUCCCAUAAGAAAAUGAACAAUUGACAGUAAAUAUCACCAUAAGAUUGCAUAAACUCCUCAUCCACACUAUAGUAAAAUGUGAUCCAACCACAAACAUAAGAGCAAGGGAAAGUUCUUGUCAGCAAAUGCAGCCCUGGAAAACCAUUUGUAAAGAUGUACAAGGACAGUUUAACCCCACCCCUUUUAAACAGUGGCUAUUAUAAGCUAUGAACAUUAAAAAAAAAACAAUAGUGAUUACACCUAACAGAUCCAGCCUCAGCCAGUCAGAACUCAUCUUAUACUUUACCUUAGAGUUCUCUCCACUCCCCUCCUUGGUGCCCUCAGAACUAGAGUGUAUGCCAUUUCUUGCUCGGAGAAGGGAAGGUGCCUUCUAUUCUUUGUGAAAAACUAUGAGGAAAAGGCUGGCACAGAUAUUUGGCUUUCUUGUGUCGACCACAGGCUGGAUCUUUGUAGCUUGUACUAUGGCCAUGGAUCACUGGAAAGUGGCUGAGAUUGGGGGCAAGGGUGGCAGCAACAUCAUCUCUAUAGCUUGGUACUGGUCUAACCUCUGGAAGGACUGCUUCAUUGAUUCAACCGCGGUGGUUAACUGCAGAGACUUCGCAGUGUUGUGGGGAGUGGAGAAAUAUAUCCAAGGUGUCCGGGGUCUCGUGAUGAUCGGUCUUUCCCUGGGAUUUUUUGGAGCCAUCCUGGCUUUCCUGGGGAUGGAGUGUACUUUCAUUGGGGGAAAUGACAAAACCAAGGAUAAAGUGUUAUUCAUAGCAACAGUAUUUCAUUUUGUUGGUGGUUUGUCAAACUGUGCUGGAUAUUGCUUGUACAUAAACCAAAUUGCUACAGAUACCUUCAACCCAACUGUCACUGGACUACAAUUUAUUCCAGGAACCCCCAUAUUCCUUGGAUUAGUUGGUGCUUUUUUGAUAAUGGGAGGAGCCAUUCUUUAUGCUGUCUCUAUCCUGAAAGAUAUCUUCCCCAAAAGUUCAACCUACGUUUAUAGUGCAAUGUCUUAUGUCCACCCCAAAUCCAGAAACACGACCAUACAUGGAAAAUAUUCCAAUGGAUCAAGAAGAUCUAGAGAGUCAGAGGGUUCCAAGAUUUCUACAAUUUCCAAAGGAUCCGUCUCCAGGACAAACAUAGGAGUGACCUCAGACAGAGAUGCCUUUGUGUAACUUGGUGUCAGAACAUAUUUAAUUGGACUGAAUGACUUUUCAGCAUCUUUGGGGUUGAAUGCCACAUAAAUAUGGUUAUUUGUAUUCUAUGUUUUUAGUUGGUUUUGUAGGUGUUAGUUUUAUGAAUGUAUUAAAGAAUAUAUUUGUUAACAUAUAUAUAUAUACUAUAGAUUUUUUAAUAUAUAUUUUUUUCUUCUACUUUUUAAAGAAGCCAGUGUAUCAUCUUUGAUAGUUGGCUGAGUAGCUCAUAACCCAUUAUGUAGGAAGUCCUCUGCAGUGCUCAGUUUUAAAUGCACUUCUCUGAUUUGCAUUUCACUUUUGAUUAAGUUCAUUUGGUUGACUUUCUCAAUAUUCUCAGGUUUCUCUUAAAAGACAUUAGAGAUUAUAACAAUUGAGUUUUCUUAGCCUAUCAGAAAAUUAUUUUCCUUUAAGCCCAGUAAUGUAUAUGCUCACUCCUCUGUCUACUAAUUUCAGAGCAGCAAUUUCUAUUUUGUAACUUGGUGACCAACGUUGUACAUAUUAUUCUAAGUGAAACAUUGUUCAAGUUUAACAAAAAACCUAUUGAAUUCUGCUUGUCGUUUUAUCUAUUUACCACAUUCUCUACACAAAAAAUAAACAUCUAAUUCUUGUUCA